GCGAUGCUCACUGUCGCGUAAAUAAAUCUCCACAGGCGUUACUGGUUGGGGGUUUGAAGCUGCCAGUCACCGAGGAAUAAACGGGAUCUGGUCUCCGCCGCCAGUCGCAGAAGAAAUCCCGUCUCUUCUCGGCGCUGAUAGGCUGUUUUCUGUCCGUUGACGCCCUGUCAAUCUGAGAGCCAGAGGGGAGGAGAGAGGUCAGCAGCGGCUAGCAGCGCUGAUCGCUCACCAAAACUGAAGCAGGGAGUCCGUAAAGUUGAUCCAAACUCCCGGUUUCACUUUGAUAUUCGUGCAGAAAACCGUGAAAAACAAUAAGAUGAGCGCCAGCGCCUCGCCGACGAUCGGGGAGCUCUUCCUCACCCUCGGAGAGAUGGGUUUCACAGAACAGCAGAUCCAGGCCGCUGUGCAGGCCGGCCAUCUUUCUGUGACCGAGGCCGCCGAGUGGCUGAUACAGGGUCAGUAUCCGCGGCACACGCUGGUCAAGCAGUCCUCCCAGUCGUCGGAGAAUGCUCUUUCUGCUUUCAACCCGCCCAAGGGAGGAGCGAGCAGCUCUGCGUCGCCCUGUGACGUCGGAGCGUCCCCGGUCCUGAAGCUGUCGGACUCCUCCGCCCAGCCUCCUGAUCCGCCUCCGCUCGAGUCACGGAUCAAACCAGACAAGAGCGACUUUGAGGAGAAAGAGCGACAACGCGUCGCCCAGAAGGUCCUGGCCGAGAAGCGGCAAAAGAAGCAGGAGCGUGAGAUGGUGUUAAAGCGGAUAGCUGAGGACCGGAAAACCUUGCAGGCGAAGAGCCACCCCGGCUCGGCCGCAGACGCGCCGCCCCCCGGCUGUGAGGGGCAGAAACUGGGAGGAAAGAUUCAGACCAAUGUUGAUAACAACUGCAUCCUUAUGAUCCGGCUGCCCUCCGGCGAGUCCAUGCGCGAGCGCUUCUCAGCCGACGCCCCGCUGCGCAGCGUCGUGGAGCACAUCAGCGGCCGCCACCCCUCCCUGCCCUCCUUUUCUCUCCUUCAGGGCUUCCCCAGGAAACGCUUUGGCGAGGCAGAGCUCGCGUGCUCGCUGCGCUCCCUGGGCCUCACUCCCAACGCCGCCCUCUGCAUUCAGACCACCCCUCCAGAGACGCCUCAGGACCCACCGAGUCCAGCAGAACCGCCUGCAGCAGCUCCGGACGAGCCGCUUCCAUGCGUCGUUCCUGAACCGCCGGUACCCGCUCCGGAGGAGGCGGAGGAGCUAAAUCCGGCUUUAGUUCAUCGCCUACCGAACGAGCUGUGGGAGGAGGCUGUAAAUUAUGCAGGGAUACCCAGGGCAGGUCCUCCAGUGUCUGGACCUUCUCAUUUCUGGGGGCGAGGCCAGAGGCUGGUUCCUGGGAACCCAGAGGAUCCUGGACUGGAAGCUGACGAGGAACCAGAAGGAGAAGAAGAACCGCCGCACAUUCCCAACGGGAUGCCGAGGCUGCCUUUCUUUCCAGACAACAGGAUGCGAGUAGGGUUUGAGCCCCGACACCACUGGCCGGACCAAGGGAAUCGCCUCAGAGAUGCUCCAGAGGAGGAACCAGCCGACCCCGAGGAGGCAGAGGGUCCAGUGGCGCACGUGGCCGCAGGUCAGGCUGCAGUGGAGCGCCUGCAGAGGGCAGCGCAGCAGGAGGAGCACGGUGCCUCUCAGGGACACCCGUCACCGCCGAAAAGACCCUUCAGGACACCAAAAGUGCCAUCCCUAUGUGCCUUGGCCACCCGUGCAACUGUCCACCUCAUGACUGCUCCCAGCAUGCAGUACAGCAGCAGCCUGGCAGGCUUGACCCCGGAGCUGGCCGAGCUGCUGCUCAGCCACAUGUCCAAAGAGAGGUUGCUCCGCCCGCGCACCCUGGAGCUCUUCUUCGGCUGCCAGCUGCAGAAAUUGGUCCUGAACUGCUACCCGUACUCCACCAAUGAGCUCCUGCGGCAGCUACGGGCCUUCACAGCGCUGAAGCAUCUCAGCCUGGUCAACUCUCCUCUCAUCACAGAUUCUGGUCUGUCAGUCCUACACAGCCUGGUCAAGCUGCAGUCACUCAACCUGGCGUCCUGCAGCAAACUGACCGACUCCUGUCUGCAGUAUAUCACAGGUUUGAAGAGCCUGAGUCUGCUGUCCCUGGAUCAGACCAAGGUGACAGACGCCGGGAUGGUUCAGUACCUCCAGUCCGCUCCUCCUUGUCUCUCUCAGCUCAGCCUGAACCAGACGGCCGUGACCGAAGCCACUCUGGCUUUGCUGCCCACCUGUGCGCCGCAGCUGCGACUCCUCAGCGUCAAGCAGACUAAGGUGCGCGACAUCUCGGCCCUGGCAGGGAUGUCCAGCCUGCAGACUCUGAAUCUGGACGGGACGGGCGUGACCGAGGCGUCGCUGGAGAGCAUCUCCGCCCACCCGACCCUGACCUCUCUGAGUUUGGGAGGAAUCUCUGUGAAAGACGGGAAUCACGCCCUCGAGAUUAUCUCAGGUCUGAGGUUGACUCAGCUCACGCUUCCUGGACGGCACACUGUGACCGACGGGGGGCUGGCAUUCCUCUGCAGGCUGACCCUGCUGUCCCAGCUGGACCUGAAAGACUACACGCAGGUCACAGACCACGGCGUCAGCCACUUGGCCGCCAUGACCAGGUUGAAGAAACUGUCUCUGAGCAACACUCAGGUGACAGACGCGGGGCUGUCCUCCCUCCGCGGCCUGCAGGAGCUGCAGGAGCUGUGCUUGGACAGAACGGCGGUGACGAGCAGAGGAGUGGCUGACCUCAUCGCCUGUCUGCCUCACCUUCAGGUACUGGGCUUAGCCAGCACGCAGGUGGGAGACUCUGUGGUGAGGAGGGGUCUGGUCCACUGUCAUCAGCUCGUAAAGAUCAACCUGAGCCGCACACGGAUCACAGACAAAGGUCUGAAGCACCUGAAAGACAUGCGUCUGUCUCAGGUGAACCUGGACGGCACCGGGGUCACGCUGGUGGGCAUCGCCAGCCUCCUCUCGUUGACCAACAUCGGCAGCGUCCGGGCCACCAACACCCGCGCCAUCCCACUGGACGACGUCUCCGACGAGGACUGAGGAGCGCUCUGCUCGGACUGAAACGAACGCUGAUGAGCCCGAGCGCCGCCCUCUGCGUCUGAAACGCCGCCGCCGGCAGGACCAGCUGGGAACGGCAUUUAGUAAAACACUCCUCCGACUUGCACUGUCUCAACUCCAGCUAGUGCCGUUAAUCCGACAAUCAUACACGCCGAGGUUGAAAUCUUAAAAAAAGGGAUAGUUCAGAAAUUUAACGGUGAAGUUCUGCUUCUAAGCCGCCUCUAGUCAGUCCAGAUCCACAUUAGUUGGUCCUAGAGGCAGAAGCUAGCUGCUGUUUAGGAGGUUUUCAACCCGUGUUUCUGGGUUUAAAGAUGAGAGAAGUUCCUUUUUAGCAGCGCCUCUACUGCGCCCGUAUUCACAAAGACUCUCAGAUCAUAUCUUAGCCUAAACAUUCCUACUUAAAAGCAAUCUUAGUGAGGAGGUGCGGUUGACCCCUGUUGCUACACUGCAAAA
This is a messenger RNA of Fundulus heteroclitus (mummichog), 3520 nucleotides long. RefSeq lists its product as uncharacterized. The transcript is spliced from 17 exons. Bases 317 to 3049 code for a protein of 910 amino acids. The record is from RefSeq and is a predicted model, not a curated record. Gene Ontology annotation, molecular function: protein binding. Lineage: Eukaryota; Metazoa; Chordata; Actinopteri; Cyprinodontiformes; Fundulidae.